Messenger RNA from Zingiber officinale, 324 nucleotides. Its product is annotated as chitinase 3-like. Lineage: Eukaryota; Viridiplantae; Streptophyta; Magnoliopsida; Zingiberales; Zingiberaceae. The record is from RefSeq and is a predicted model, not a curated record. The transcript has a single exon. Bases 1 to 324 code for a protein of 107 amino acids.
AUGUCACAACAUCAGCCCCCUCAAGAGGUGGAAACAAAUGAAAAGGUGCCUAGAGAAAUCGAGCAAGUGCAGUCACUGAAAGUUGUCCAGCAGCCGGAAAUUCCAAGUGAUGAGAGCUCAUCCUCCUCUUCUACUUCUUCCUCCACGACAUCUCAAGAAGAUAGGGUAGCAAGUGAGACUAUUUAUACAGUAUCGGAGACAUCUACAUCUUCCUCAUUACCUACUGUUACGUCAUCAACAAGUGGGGAUACAGCUAGUAGUACACCUGCCACUAUGAUUGUUACAAGACAACGGGAGCGAGCAACCCGCAAUGGUCAUAAAUGA